UUCAAGAAAAGGGAAACGAGUGACCUUCAGUUGAAAAUUUGUGGAAUUUUCUUGAACAUGACUAGACGCAAGCUUUGCCCUCGACAGCGACGGCGGAGGGGAUACCUUUCGCCUCCUUUGACGAGGAGGACGACUGGCUCCCUUCGUCGCAGCAGGAUCUUGAGCAACCAUCGUCAGUUAUCCGACGAGGACCAGGACAAAUUGCUUCGUGGUCUCUUACACUUGCUCAUGGUAAGCCAAUCCGUGCCGAAAUGGAUUCUGUUGAUGGAUUCUCGCCCAACUGGAUGAGGUACACGAGAAUGAAGGAUUUCCCAAAGUUGGAGUUCCUGCGAGUGUGGUUCUGUGCCCUAUGGACAUGGGAGUCGCUCAAGAUCGCGAACAACUUUCGCGCAUCGGUUCUCGACCUCGAUGUCUCGACAGAUAUACACUUCCAGGAUCAUUAUGACAGCAGCCCCAAAGCCGCAUACUAUAAACAGAUUAUCUAUAUAGGAAACCGCGGAUGCUAUUUCAGAUACCUUAUUAUAUAUACUUAUUUGCUUUAUUAUUUGUUGCCCGGGACUAACGGCACCUAUAUUGAUAAUAGAGAAAAAGUCCUUCCGGCACCCCAAAUAUGCGAGGAAAUCCUUUGGUUCAAAUCGAUCUCCGGGACGCUCGUAUACAAGCUACCCAACGGCAGACUUGUUUGGCAUAUGGGAAGGCACUGAGGACUUGAUCGGCACCUGGCUCUGGUUCCCUUACUUUCACAAGCUCCUUCUCGCUGGAAAUGCUCGUAAGCUUGUCUCUCAUGCGAUUGAAGAAGCU
Messenger RNA from Paecilomyces variotii, 801 nucleotides. RefSeq lists its product as hypothetical. Bases 252 to 704 code for a protein of 150 amino acids. Lineage: Eukaryota; Fungi; Ascomycota; Eurotiomycetes; Eurotiales; Thermoascaceae. The transcript has 2 exons. The record is from RefSeq and is a predicted model, not a curated record.